UGAACAUUGCAGUUAAGAAGAUGGUGAAUUAAAAGUACUCGCGUAUCGACACAAAACGAGAUAGAAAUAGCCUAUAGUGAGUACACGGAAAAUCUCAUUGCACGAGGCGUCUGUAAGUAAGUACAUAAAUACGUCUUCUAUCUCUCUGAUAAUCGAUUGGAAACCUUCACGUUUUUUUCAUAGAUGCCUUCACAGAUUUGUUCAGUUCUGUAAUAAGUAUAAAAUAUUUACUUAGUAAUUGGCAUUGCUUAACGAAGAACGUUAAAAUUGACAAUUGUUAGUGCAUUAUAUAACGUCGAGUCGGGGAAUUUUAGCCAGUAAUAGAAUAUUAUAGGCGAAAGUAUAUACGGUGCGUGUACCUAUAGCAACAUUUAUUACCGAAUGUUACGGCCCCUGAAAGAAUUCUCAUUUCGAACAAUAACUUGAUGGUAAUAGUCCAAGUAACGAUCAACUCGUCAGUCAAUGGUUAUAUCUCGGCUAAACAAUUUUUUGCUCCAUCUCUUCAACAUUCGAUUACGAGGAAAAUGGAAAUCGAAUAAUUCGCGCCGAUACGGAAGUCGAUCGUUGUUGUUGACAGACAACAAGAGAUGUCAGGUACAGUCAACGACAGUUUGCUUUUCGCGCCAUCACUAUGUCUAACCUGUAUGGGAUGCGUGCAGUAUCGUGAUCUUUUUCGAAGAAAUAAAGGCAUCCUUUGGUUAAAAAAUAUUACAAUCCAUUUCUACGACAUUUCUCGUAUACAGUUUAUCUCGAAAAAUGGAAGAAGUAACGAAAUGUAGAUACAUCGAUUGCUUGGACAGUCGUGAAAAGGAGCAAAUACUUCACGAACUUCCCGUUUGUGAUACCAGUCUCUGUGUGAGGUGGUUGAUCAACAGUGGUCACGUGGACCUAAUAGGAAAAGAUUUGGAUGCUUUACGGUCUAUGAAAUUUUUUGUGUGCAACAAUCACUUUACCGAAGACUGUUAUCUCAGCAAAGGCACUUUAAAAGAAAAUGCAGUUCCCUCGCCACAUUGGAGCAACCUUUCGAGGACGUUAAAAACUGUGAAAACGCAACGGAAAGUUCAAGCAAAUGGCCAAGAAAGUUCAAUAGAAAGUACAGAUGCUAGCCACACUUCAGCAAAAAAUUGCCCUUCGGAAUUCGAAGCUAAUCAGUGGUGUAGAACUUGCGCUACGAAGAAAAACAAUCUUGUAAGUAUGACAAGCAAAGGAAAGGGCACAGAGAUGAGUCUUCUAUCGAAACUAAAACUUUUGAUAGAAAUUGACGACGAGGAUGCCCUGCCAACAAAGAUGUGCGACGAAUGCGUAGAUAAAUUGGAGCAGUCUUUCAAGUUUUUCCAACAGAUAUAUGUAGCUGACAAUACGUUGCGCCAUGUGUUUCCAAACGCGCGUACAAAUAACGUGUCAAGAAAACCUUUAUAUUCGCUCGGUGAGCAUCUGAAAAAGGAGCAGAGGGAGAAGGAGAAGGAGAAGGAAAAGGAGAAGGAGGAAGAGUUGGGUGAUUAUAAUCCGAAAGUCACUCGUGGCUUGUUCAGGCGAGGACGAGGUAGACCGCGUACUCGAGGAUACGCCGGCAGGGCAAGAGGAAGGCAAAGAUGGAGCCACAGAACGAGUCAGAUCGCAAUGUCGGUUCCGCAAAGCAUCAGUCGUCUGGACAACGUGGUUUCAAGCUCGAUGUACGAUACUGGCGUCGAAAAGUCGGAAGCGUUACCCAAGGACGAGCAUAGAAACGAGAAACUGUCGGUACUUGGCGAACAAGUCGAGAGAAUUACAGUGUUUUCGUUGCUCACGGAUACUUGUCGUAGCGACGAGGAACUCGAUUGGGCGGACGUUUUAAAGGUAAUGAACUGCCAACCGUCCCGACGAAACUCUAAAUCGACUACGGACGAACCCAUUAAAAUUGAAAUUGAAACUGUAACCGAGACCGUCAAGGAAGCGCAGACAACAGCAGUGAAACAAGAGACGGAGCAGUCUACGGAGACGUUCGAGUCGGACACAGUGGACAAGAUACAAUCAACGCCAGAGAAGAAAGGGUCAGUGGCAGAGUCGAAGGUGGACUCUGUUGCGGUGGUCGAAGCCAAGUCGGAGGUGGAGAUUCCGAAUUACGAGGAAACGACGCACCAACGGGAAUGCAAGACCAUCGGAGUGUUACAUUGCGAAUACUGUAAGGAAACGUUCAAAUUGAAGCGCGAGUUACAGACACAUUUGGCGACGAACCACUCUCAAUUAUCUGGGCAUACGUGUACCGAUUGUUUGGCCCAUUACGAGAGCGAAUCGUUACUUUCGAAGCAUCGCGCGUUGCGUCAUGGACAGAGGCGAUAUCGCUGCGAGCAUUGUAAAGUAGAAUUUCUCGAGAAGAGAGUUCUCAGGGAGCACGUGAACAAGUGUCAAUUAUCGGAACGUUCAUAUUAUUCUUGCGACUCGUGUGGCGUGGUGCUCUCGUCGAAACAAGAUCUGGUAGAGCAUGUGUCGGGUCAUACCAAAAGCUCGGAUACAUCCUUUCAGUUGGACCCGAGAAACACGAAAGGAGGAACAACGACGAACGAAUCCGUUGCACCCUCGAAACCGUUUCCAUCGGAUCCAGACCGAGAAGUCUCUGUGGCCACUACGUCUUCGAAUACAACCGUACUUACCUCUAAAUCGAAUUCCAGCGACGAUACCGUUGCAAGCUUAAACAACGCGGAAAACGCGUCGAACACGAGUGUGGUGGUCAGUGCCGAGGAGCGUAUACUGGACGACAGAGAACACGCGAAAUGUUCGAACUGCAACGAAAUUACGGAAGACACGAUGGAGGCUAGUGGCGAUCGAACGCAUUGUCGGUCGAACAAGAGAAAGGACGCGACGUGUUUGGUGUGUGGCAAGAAAUCUUUCUCUUCGCCGGAAGAUUACGAACAACACGCGGUCGACCAUAGCAAAAGACCUAGAAUGUCACCGUCGUAGAAUCAAACAAGGCAUUGUGCGAUGGUGGUGUUGUUUAUUUCGACUCGUCAUUGUCGCGACAUGUCAUCUUCCGCGAUUCGCCGUUUGUACAGCGAUAGACGGGAAUCGAGAAUCGAGAUACAAAAAUGAUUUGACUAACAAAAUUACCGGCUAAGUACAUUGUUCGCGUUCACGUACGUUUCUGCGUUACACCGACCCUUCAAAAUUUCCUACUAUAUGAAAUUUCACGAAACCGAGCCGUUUCAUCGGAGCGGAUAACUUGGUAUCCGUAUUACAACACGCAAUCUACCCAAUAACUUUGCGCGUUAAUGGAACUACCUUUCACGCGUAAACGAAUAGUCGAUGCUCGCUUCAUUUCGUAUAGCAGAAAAAUUUGAGGAACUUGGUUUAAUGCACACAUACGCAUACGCAUACGCAUACUACAUACCGCACACCGCAUACCACAUACCACAUACCACAUACCACAUACACAUUCAGAUACGUAUUGCAUGCGAUAGCAAUACCGAAUGCUCGCGAACGCGACAGUGCAAGUUCCGAUUUAUUUACAGUCGGCCUGGAUAUUGGACGAAAAACUUGUAAUGUUGUCCAUUAAUAAAUAUAUAGUGUGUUUUGGGAGAAUCGCUUAGCUUCACGAGUAAAAGCUACUAUUCCUAUCCUGACGAGAUUUCGAGCGAUGCGCGCGUCGUUCGAUGAACGCGGCCAUUCGAGAAGAAGGGAUUAUCGUGCCGUUAGAUACCUGCAACGAAAACGAGAAACAUGUAUGCUCGAGGAAAACAAGUGCUACGAUAAAUCGAGUUAGGAGAAAAGGUAUAAUAUGCAUGUCGGUUACCUGAAACCAAGGCGACGACAAACAGGCUCGGGCAGUUGCUCUUUCUUCUCCGCGCAAACACAACAACCCUCUGAGAAGAUCUUUCGCGUCACUCGAUAUUUUGAUGAAAUACUCUUCGGGGAAACAAAAGUCACAUUUCAGUAUGUUCGUGGUAGUCUCCUCGAUAGAGUCAUCCAAAAACGGCGAGAGUCCACUGCAACGAAAUAAAAUGAAAGACGUUCUUCGGGUAUUGACCAGGCAAUCGCUUCGGACUCGGCACGCCGAAGAGGACGAGAACAAACCGACGAUGCCACAGUACCUUAAAAGCACGUAAAUGAAAACUCCAGCAGCCCACAUAUCCGUAUAAGGGCCCAUCGGUUUGCCAAGGACAGAUUCUGGAGCCGCAAAUUCCAAAUCGACCGGAGGAACCACAUGGUCCAACGGCGCUGUUCUUACAGCUUCGCCGAAAUCGAUCAACUUGAUGGCAUCUUUGUCUCGAUCGGUUAGAACGUUUUCCGGUUUCAAGUCCAAAUGAGCUCGUUUUCGCGAAUGUAACCACCAUAGCGCCGACAACAACUGACCGGUAUACUUCGAAACGGUUCCCUCCGUGUAUUCGUCCUUACCAGCCAGAUACGCGAACAACGUCGGACCGUUCACUCUACGAACGAGCAGAACGUCAAUGAAACGAAUCUCGUAAGAGAAUGAAAAAUGAAAAUGUCGAGGGCGAGCAAGGAGGGAGAAGAGGUGUAUACUCACAGCUCUAAAACUAUGGUAUCGGUGUCCGGUUGGGGCACCUCCUCGAACAAAGCAUACGCUCGGACGAUGUUGUCGUGACGAGAGACUCGCAGCAGAUCGUACUCUGCUCGCGUCAAGAAGCGCGACUGCUUCAGUCGAGAUAUUUGUUUGAGCGCCACUUUCCGACCUGUUCCUUGAUCCUUCGCUCGGUAAACUUUCGCAAACCUACCGUGUCCUACUUCUUUUAGAUCUACGUACGUCUCGGUGAACCAUGCUGCAUCCACCGCUGUUGCUUCCCGACCCAUCGUCUCCGCGUUGUUCGAGGAUGAACUCUUUACGGGAUGGACGAGCAUGGCAUCGUCGAGGAUCAUCGACGACUCGUUGUCGGCCGAGUCAGCGGACUGAGAGGGGGAGAUGUUUUCGUUCGCGACAUUCCAAGUGUUUGGUCCAAUACCUACAAGAUCGAUCGGUUACGGUUUUUACGAGAAAACACAAUCGGUUGGGUUUCUAUGGUAUUACUGAACGCGUGUAGCGCAUACAACACGUGCCACGGACAACGUACCCACAACGCGGAGAGGAAUUUUCGCCGAACAAGAACCGGUUUCGUGGUCGACGCGGCAAUGGUAAAUUCCGGAAUCGGAGGGCAGGCAAGGAACAAUUUCGAGAGAAAGAGAAUCGGCCGUUUGAAAAAGUCGAUAUCGCUCGCUUCUCUCGAUGUCGCAUCGUUGUCCCUCCUUUUUCCAAGAAACAAUCGCUCGUUCCGCGUGACGAACUUCCAGUACAAGUCGAGCCACGCCACCGGCCGUCGCCCUGAUCGAACACGGAAUAGUCAAGAUCGCGGGAGGACCGUUUUCUUCCGCGGCCACUUCUCGCGGAACAUGGACAUUCUCUCCGUCGGAAUCGAUUCUUCGCGGACGAAAAGACCAUGCGCGGCUGAUAGACGAAUUCGGAACAAGACUCGCCGGAAUCCAAAAUUCUUCCUUCUUUCCGACCACUGGAGACACGAUCAAGCCUGGACCAUCCAAUCGAAAGAUCUCCAGCUCUUCUCCAGCAUGCAACUUUCCCCAAUCCGCGGUCAACCUCACUCUGCUACCUGGAACGAUCUGCGGAAUCUACCUAUUAACAGUGCGCCGAUCUCUUUCUUCUUUCAGCUAUGCAUGCACCGGCUUGUUCUCGAUACUCGUCGCGCGCGCGCUUCAUCCAAAUUCGUCCAACUCACCGAGAGCUAUUCCCCGUCUUUCGAUUUCCUUCAACCCCCCAAAGCUUCUCUAACGCGAUAUCCAUAUUUUGCACACGUUCACGCCGAUUAGCAACGCAACUACAUCAAUACGGUAGAGCGAUUCAUUGACCAGGGAAAGAAAAAGCAACAAAGUGUGCUAAUCUAAAAGAAACGACAGAGAUAGAUAGGUAGAGAAGGCAAGGGAUUAAAGAAGAGACAGACAGAGAGAGAGAGAGAGAGAGAGAGAGAGAGAGAGAGAGAGAGAGAGAGAGAGAGAGGAAAAAAGAGAGAAGAAAAGAGACGAACAAGGAAAUAUCAGUGUACAGCAACAUUGAUGGACAGCACUAAUAACACCUGUAAUGUCACGUAUGUCUUUAAAAGGAUUUCACGAUACAAAACUGACGAUAACGGAAUGCUGUUUAUAGUGGAAUGAUAACGAUAACGACGAAGACGGCGGCGGUGGCAGUAGCAAGGACGUUUUUGAUACUGACGUCGGCGACGACGACGGCGACGGCGACGGUGGUGGCAACGAACGGUAACGCCGACAACUACGACCACUACAACGAUGACGACGAUGACGACGAUGAUAACGACAACUAUAAUAGUAGCAGUAACGGAAAAAGGAAGGUAUGUACAUAAUAUGUAUAUGUAUAUACAUAUGUACAUCCUCUGGUACAUAACAUACAGCAUAUGAGAUACGAUAAUCACGGAAUCGUACAUACUACUUCUAGUUGAGAGUGAAAAUACGAUUGCACUAACGACGGAAAGUGUUGGUCGAGUGUCUAGAGUUGUUACGAUAUGUGCAUAGUUUGGCGACUCUUGGCGGAAAGAUACAAACUUGUUCGGUAAAGAAGCGCGUCGCGUCAUCUCUCCGAUCUUUCAAUGACAAAAAUGAGAAAACUUAUCGCUGCACCAACGAAAAGUUACACGAUAGAGAGGGAAUAGCAGCAGGCAUCAAGAAGUAGAGAAAGAAGAAUCCUUUUGCUGCAAUAUGCAAGAGUUCUAAUUACGAAUAAGCAAACAGAUUUGUGAAUGUAAAUAUUUUCAACUUGAAUCCGUAGAUUGUUGUUGCUUACCGGAAUAGAAUUGUUGCGAACAGGCGAUCGUGGUCGUAGCGUGCUUCUAAAGCCUUCGAGAAAAUGUAGUCUGCUCUUGGUGGGACUCGGCGUCCGCGAAGAUUCGUCGGUCAAGCCGCUGCCACGAGAUCGUUGUAGAAGCGUGGUUGUCGUGGUUGCUGCUGCUGCUGUUGCUGUUGCGGUUGCUGUCGCUGUCGCUGCGGAUGUCAUUAUCGCCGCUACCAAUGUUUUCGCACCAGAAACAGACGGAGAGACAGAAACAGCAGAGACUUGGUUCUUUUCUUCCUCCGUUGUUUUCGCCGUACACUGAGGCGGUAUCGUCGAUGAAACCGAUGAAAGAACGCUUCCUCGACACGGAGAUUCCGGACUCACGCCACGACUGCACGCCAGCAAAUUAUAAAUGAAAUUCAAACACGGUACUGCAUCUAUGAACACGUGUGCCUCGUAUGCAACAAGUAUCUUAUUUGUAGCUCGAUCGAAUACUCGGAUUGUCUGAUUUUCGGUCUUGUUCGUACCAAGUCUGUCAAUACGCGUCUCAACGAGUUGCAACAGCUUAAACGUUUCAGUAGGUCGGACGAAAGAAUUCUGUUGAAUAUUCACACUUGAGCGUACAAUAGUUACGGUCCCAAGCUGUUGUAACCCAUUAUUGGUAAAAUGUUAAUCGUUAUGUACCUAAAUAUCGGUCGCACGUUUAGUCGACUCGUCAUUCAAGCGCGAGCGGACCAAUGUAAGAAUACAGGUCACCCAAAACCAGAGUGUACGUGUGUGUGCGUGCGUGUGACUCUAUCCAUCCGAUCCCCUACAUCGAGUAUGUUAGUUUACUAGGAAAAUACGUGUGCCGACAAAUACAUUCGGAACAAUUUGAGCUUGUAUGGUUGUAAAUCAUCGACGCAGUACCGUGUUUCCAUAAAUAAUAAAAGAAACAAGCUGUUAGUCGAACGAAAGGUAAGUAGGUUUGCUAGGUGGGCGCAGGACAAGGACGCAUCACACCAGAAUGUUGAUCAAUGUACAAUUUAUUCUAAACAAAAUGUUUACGUCUCGCGAAUCAUUAGUUUUAGUUUAUAUCGUCUUCUGUGAAUGCACAUCUAUGUACAGCAUACUAUCCCCAACUUCUUCCACCUUGUAUUAUAUAAACAUUAUUAAAAGUAUUAUACACUUGCAACGUUAAGUCGUUAAUAGGUAAUGUAUGUGCUUGUGGGGGGUGGAAUAGCACCUGAACUAUACUCAGCGAUGUACACAGGCCCGUUUCAUACACGCACGUACGAGCGUUUCGUUAGACGCGUUAGUAAGCAUGGUAUAGCGUGAAUAAUGCUAUCAUUGUAUUCUUUAACUUGAAUCGACGAAUAAAAGUGUUAACAAAUGAGUAGUAAUUUUGGCAAGAGUAUGAAUUUUGACGUUGUGUUCGUUGUAUUUCAUUGUUACACUUUCUUCUAAUUAAUCUUUUAUCGAGGUCAUUGUGUAUUACUCCACCCCUCACCGUCGCGCGGUCCCACACACAAGUACACUAACAUACAACAUGUAUUUAUACACGGACGCACGUAUUCGUAACGCACGCACGCGUAAAAUACAUGCAGACUCACACCACAGAUACAUAACGCACCAAUGCGGAAACAUGCAGCAGACACGCUCUUCCAUCUUUUUCUUUUCCUUCAAACAAGAGACAUACAGGAAUAGUGAAGAGGGUGGAAUUGGUGUGAGUGAGAAUAUACAUACAUUGUUAUACCUACCCCCGCCUGCACAGGUGU
Molecule: messenger RNA, 8520 nt
Organism: Nomia melanderi (Alkali bee)
Lineage: Eukaryota; Metazoa; Arthropoda; Insecta; Hymenoptera; Halictidae
Source: RefSeq, a predicted model, not a curated record